CAAUUACUUUUAAAGAUGUAUUGUCACUGUCAUUCACCUAGUUCUACGCAUAUCAUUCACCGACAUAUUGCAUUACACGUUAUAUCGCAUCACCUACAAACAACAUGUAUUGCUGAACAAAAGCGGAGCCUCGUUAGCAGACAAAGGAUAUCGCACAUCACGCCCGGGUGCGCCCAUUCACGUUAUAGUAACAUGGCGACAUAUACCCAGCCAACUGCGAAGAGACAGAAAGUGAGAGAACCAAGAAGCGAUAAUGUUGACUAUUUUCAAGGUAUAGAUAAGAUAGAAUACAACAAUAUGGCGUCGCCGUCAGAGACAACGAGCUACAGAUACUACAACAGUUCGGAGCGCGUUCACUCGCGACCGAUGGAGGACUGGCUCAAAUACAGCGUCUCAUUUACUGACUUUCGGAACUAUGGUUCAGACCCCUGCGGCCGCCCCCUCCACUCCCGCUCCUGGGAUGAUGGUACAGACUCCAUGGACAACCACAAACGACACCUCAAAGUUCUCUUCGAGCUCUGCGCGAAACUAGGAGUCAAAUACUGGACCGCCUUCGAUACGGACCUGAUACCCUGGAGUGAAAGUUGGGAGGAGAACAAGACGCAUUGGGAUGAUGUGGUGGAGUACAUCCAGGAGUUGGCGUCAAGGUACCACGUGAAGCUGUUGUGGAUAGCGCCAGAUCUCCAUACACAUCCCAGAUAUGCGUCAGGUGCCUUCACAAGUAACGACGCAACAACGUUCAUACAAGCGGCGACACAAAUAAAGAAGUGUCUCGAGGUCUCACAGCGCUUGAAUGCCGAAUGUUUCCUUAUCUGGCCGUACAGGGAAGGUUACCACACCCUCUUCCAAACCGAUGUUGCCAGAGAAAUAAAGUUAUUCGCCAAAUUAUUAAAACUCACAGCUGAAUACAAAGAAAGACUUAAUUACAGGUGUCAAAUGUUGAUCAUGCCGUAUUACAGUUUCUACCAUAGUAGUAGAUUUUCAGGAGGCUGGCAACACCGACAAUGGCGGGAAAGUGAUUUGAUUCACAAGUACAUGUGGGAUGUUACCAGUUGUUUGUAUUUGUUGAAGAAUUAUAACUUGGAUCGGUAUUAUAAGGUAGCGGUGACGCCUGGACAUCAUAUGUAUAUUGCUAAUGUAUACAACAUGUUAGGUGGCGUGACCGUGUCCAGCGAGUGGGAUCACUAUGACAGCCGAACUCUGACGCUCAUGAUGAAAUGUAUUGUAGACCAGGGUACAGCGCCGCCUGGCGGUAUAAACCUGAAGCUGUGUCCGCGCCGCGACAGCGACCUGCGGGACCUCACCACUAUGUACGUCAAGUAUAUCGACGCUCUGGCGAAGGCCCUGAGGUUAGCCUGCACUGUCAUCGCCGAGCAAAUCAUUUCAAAACAUUUGCAGCAACGUUACUCUACCUACUACAGCGGUUUUGGGUCGCGGCUUGUUGGCAGCGAUAUUUCUAUGGAGGAAUGUGAAGAAUAUUACAAAAAGAACCAUCCUCACGGCGAGGUCACGUCAUCGAAGUUCGAACACUUGGACGUUGUUUUCCAGAGACACUUGGAUGCUUGCGACCAUAUAUGAGGACUUUUCAACAAAACGUUAUUAUAAAGAAGUUAUUUAUUGAUUAAAGUAUUUCUCCUCAUAAUUUUUCUUUGUUUUUGCCUGGAGAUAGUGUGAAAAAUGGAAGAACUUGAUCAGUUAUAAGCAACAGUAUUCUUAAUGUCAUUGACAAUCUGUUUUGUCAUAGAUUUGAUAUUUUUAAAUGAUGCAAUGGUUUACACACGCAUAUUUACCAAUGCGUCAGCUCAUGAUUUAGGACUCCGGUUGGGUCCGAAACUGUCGGACACUCCAUCAUUUUCAUGAUUAAUUAUUAUUGCAAUCAAUUGUAUUGGGGUAGUGUUACCAAUUAAUAAAACAAAUCAUAUUGUAUUUAAUCUUUUUUAAUUCAUUAUUCGCAUCGUAUUUCAGAUUACUUUCAUUUUUUUUUGUAUUUUUCACAUAAUAUUCACAGCGACUUACAUUUAUACAAUAGCUAGAUACAAAUUAUGU
Messenger RNA from Trichoplusia ni (cabbage looper), 2046 nucleotides. Its product is annotated as xylose isomerase-like. Gene Ontology annotation, biological process: carbohydrate metabolic process. The record is from RefSeq and is a predicted model, not a curated record. The transcript has 9 exons. The coding region runs from base 16 to 1578 and encodes 520 amino acids. NCBI's taxonomy places the organism in Eukaryota, Metazoa, Arthropoda, Insecta, Lepidoptera, Noctuidae. Gene Ontology annotation, molecular function: xylose isomerase activity.